Osmia bicornis bicornis is the source of this 3056-nucleotide messenger RNA. RefSeq names its product endothelin-converting enzyme homolog. NCBI's taxonomy places the organism in Eukaryota, Metazoa, Arthropoda, Insecta, Hymenoptera, Megachilidae. Gene Ontology annotation, molecular function: metalloendopeptidase activity. The transcript has 18 exons. Gene Ontology annotation, biological process: protein processing. Gene Ontology annotation, cellular component: plasma membrane. Bases 102 to 2939 code for a protein of 945 amino acids. The record is from RefSeq and is a predicted model, not a curated record.
AACGGGUUGUACACUUCGCAAAUAAGAGGGCUAGAUAUUACGUCCAUAAUCCUACUUUUGAUUUCAUUGUCAGUAUUUUUCAUCACCGUGUCACGGAAAUAAUGGUGCAAAUCAUAUGGAUUUUUGUGUUCCUUGGUAUAAUUGCCAGUGGCACUUGCAACAUCCUGAGUCAUCACCUUAAUUCAAGGUGGUCAUUUGGUGCAAAUAAAGAAUCAAAAACUGAGGAAUCAAAAAUAGAACGAUCUCUUUGUACCACUAAACAAUGUCAAGAACUUGCAAAACUGUUAAUGGAAGGCAUGAAGAAAAAUAUCAACCCAUGCGAUGAUUUUUACGAGUACGUGUGUGGAAACUGGAAAAUACACAACCCUCUUCCUCCAGAUGAAAAACGAUGGAACUUGGUAGUUAAACUUCAAAGAAAUGUUGACAGACGUCUGGAAGAAAUACUAAAAAGCGAAGCAACACCUGACGAUCUCUAUGCAGUGAAAUUUUCUAAACGAGCGUAUAAUGCUUGCAUGGACACAGACGAAAUGGACAAAGCAGGACUUCAACCACUCGUGUCUACAUUGUGGAGAGCAGGUGGAUGGCCAUUAAUAAUGGAAGAAGAGGAAUGGGACGAGCAAAUAUUUAAAUGGCAAACCAUAGACGAUUAUUAUGCUAAUAUAAUAGGUUUAAAUGCCUUUCACGACUUGCACAUUGACCGAUACUGGAGCAGUGAAGAAUAUGAUAUAAUUAUCACUUCUCCCCAUCUACCCCGAAUGAUGAGCGAACUUAUAACUACGGAAGAAAUAGAUAUGGAUAGCAGUGAUGAAAAUAACGAUAGUGGAGAAGGAAGUCAAGAAAAAGGUAGCGAGGAAGAUGAUAGAAAAGACGAUGAGGAGGAAAACGGCGAGGAAGAUGAAUUUACUCUACAAAGAAGGAAAAUAACCAAAAAAAAGGUUAAUAAACAACUGGAAAAUAAAACAAGAAUAAAUAAGCACAUCAAAACUAGAACUGAGAGAAGCAUAACAACAAGAGGAAAUAAACACAGACAAAUUUCUGACCAUCAAAAAAACAAAAGAGAGCAUGAAAAUUUGAACAGUGACUUAUAUUUCAGUGACGAUGAUGUUGAACAUGAAAAUAUCAAUGACGAUGACAUUGUUAGUUAUAAUGGUAAUGAAGAAGAGAAUGGAAAUAUCGAGCAAGAUAAAAAUAACAAAGAAAGCAGUGGUGAUUACAAUGAUGAUGAAGAAAACGAAGAAAGUGGUAGCAGCAGCGGUGAUUAUGAGGAUGAUGAGGAUGAUGAUGAUGAUGAUGAUGAUGAUGAUGAUGAUGAUGGCAGUGGCAGUGGCAGUGGCGAUGGUGAAGGCGAUAAAACAGACGAAGAUAAUAGCAGCGAGGAAAGAAGAAAGGAAAGCAUGGACAACAUAAGAAAAGCGAAGGAAUUAAGGGAGAGUUAUGCAAAGUAUAUGUUUAAUGUUAGCAUGGCACUUGCUAAAGCCAGAGGAAUUCUUGUACCAGAAGAGAAACUGAAGAAAGAUGUCGCGGAUUUGUUGGAAUUUGAGAUAAAUUUGUUAAAGAUUGUAUAUAAGUAUGGAGGAGAAUUGAACAUGACUCUUCAAUUAUUUCAAAAGAAAUACGAUUGUUUGGUACCUGUAACAAACAACGGAGAAAUAAAUUGGAUAAGAAAAGUAGAAAACCUUUUUAUCAGUGGAGGAAUGGAGAUUGAUAAAAAAAUACCGGUCGUUAUCCCAUCUUUUAGCUACAUCAAGAAUCUUAAAAAAUUAUUGGACAAAACACCGAGUAAAACAAUUGUAAAUUACGUACACUGGAAUUUUCUUAGUAGAGUAAUAAAGACUACCACAAAGGAAAUGAGAAAUUGGUAUUGGGGUAGCGAAAUAAUAACUGUUAAAAAAAGAUCAGACCUAUGCAUCACUGAGAUAGGAGCUGAAUACAGUUUAGGAUAUGAAUAUGUAAAGAAAUAUUUCUCGGAUAAAAUCUUGCAAACGGCUUUAGAUAUGAUUGACGAUAUUGAAAAGGAAGUCGAGUAUCAGAUCAAAGAAUCAACUUGGAUGGAUAUUAAGACUAAACAUUCCAUCUUAGAUAAAUUGGUGUACCUGAAGAAAAUAAUUGGAUAUCCAAAGUCAUAUCGAAAUAAUACUAUUAUGAAUCAACACUUUAAAGGUCUUAGCGUUAGCCGAUCGCAUUACGAUAAUAUUCUAAGCAUAAUGAGAUAUCUGAAAUGGCAAAAAUUAAAAUUAAUAUUCAAGAAAGAGAUUGAAACUUCUGAAGAAUUUUUCAUGGAUCCUUUAACAAUAAAUGCCUUUUUCAUAGCCUUUUACAAUGCCAUAGAGGUAACUGCGGCAGACUUUCAGAGUCCUUUCUUCGAUUCUCAUCAACCAUGGUAUACCAAUUUUGGGGCUAUUGGAGCCAUUAUGGCUCACGAAGUGAAUCACGGUUUCGAUAGCAGAGGUCGCGUAUAUGACAAAUGUGGUGAAUACAUGGCAUGGUUACCUGCAAUGGCAGAAGCAUACGAGAAAAGAGCAGAAUGUUUUGAAGAUCAAUUUACCAAGUAUAGUGUAGUAUACAAUAAAACAGUGAAUAUCCCGUUAGAGAAUUACGGCAAACAAACCGAAGCAGAAAAUAUUGCGGAUACAAUGGGUUUGCAAGCGGCAUUCAGAGCUUAUCAACGAAGGCAACGAAUAUGUGAAGAACCUGAUCCCAUGUUGCCAGGAUUAGAGGAUUUCAGUAACGAACAACUCUUAUUCAUAUCCUUUGGCAACUUAUGGUGUGAAGUCGCGGAUCCAGAAGAGUUAGGAAAGAAAGUGCGAAGGGAUCCUCAUAGUUUGGCUCCAUUAAGAUUGAUUGGUUCUGUAUCGAAUUCCGAAGAUUUUGCUAAAACUUUCAAUUGCCCAGAAGGAAGUCCAAUGAACCCGAAGAAGAAAUGCAACAUAUGGAAAUAAGAAUAAUGCUCAUAUUGAACGCUGAUACUUUCAAUCUUUUAUAAUGAAUAUUUAUACAAUUUCACAGUACUUCUAAUACAAUUCGCAUCUAUGAAAUAAAAUUACUAUAGCUCUGUA